Molecule: messenger RNA, 687 nt
Organism: Oncorhynchus nerka (sockeye salmon)
Lineage: Eukaryota; Metazoa; Chordata; Actinopteri; Salmoniformes; Salmonidae
Exons: 4
Coding region: 1-687 (228 amino acids)
Source: RefSeq, a predicted model, not a curated record
AUGUUCCGGGAUUCAUCCAAUGGCAUUAAGGAGUACACCACCUCAGUCACCGGCUUCAUCAAUAAGUGCAUCAAUGACGUCCUCCCCACGGUGACUGUACGAGCCAUGCCUGCAUGUCCUCGCUCGGUAUCCUGCCACCCUAUGGGAUCUAUGUCCUUCAAGUCCAUCCAGUCCCAGCCUCUGACCGUCUGCCGCAGCCAAGAGCCACUCCUCCCCAGGGACAUGACCGACCGCCGGAGGACCACCGGAAAAGCACCGGAUAAAAAUAGGGACUCAGUCAGAAAGUCUUGGAGCAAUCUCUCCAUGCCUCUGACCACGCCCCCUCUGACCACACCCCCUCUGACCACACCCACUGCCAACAUGUCCCGGUCGCCACGGAAACAGCAGAGUAGAGUGACAGCGCCCUCGCCUGGCAGACCACCCCAGAGAGAGAAGCCGUCCCCUCGCCCCUCCACCCCCAAGCUGCUGUGGUCUUCCAGUAGAGGGGGGGAUGUGGGGAACCUCAGGCCCAGUAGGACGGUGCCAGAGGGCCUGUCCUUGUGUCUGAUUGGACCGCAGGCAGCAGGAGGACCUGAGGGAGACCACGGGGCUCUGACCCCCUCCCAGCCCCACCCUCAGACCCUGGGCCAAUCCAGAGCCAGCCCAAGCACAGGCACAGUAGUACACACAGACACACAGACACAGUAG